Pleuronectes platessa (European plaice) is the source of this 987-nucleotide messenger RNA. RefSeq names its product phospholipase A2, minor isoenzyme. NCBI's taxonomy places the organism in Eukaryota, Metazoa, Chordata, Actinopteri, Pleuronectiformes, Pleuronectidae. The transcript has 4 exons. The record is from RefSeq and is a predicted model, not a curated record. The coding region runs from base 119 to 760 and encodes 213 amino acids. Gene Ontology annotation, biological process: phospholipid metabolic process; lipid catabolic process; arachidonate secretion. Gene Ontology annotation, molecular function: phospholipid binding; calcium ion binding.
CUGAGCUCUCAGGAGCGGCAGCAGAUUGUUUCGUCUGCUCAUUGAAAUACUCACACUGACUUUGAAGGAGGACCUGAACUGUGAGCUGGAGCUGUGUCUGAAGGUCUUGACUCGCAGGAUGAACGCCCUCCAGACUCUGUUUCUCUUGGCCGCCGGCCUCUCUUUGGCCCUGUCUCGCCGCGGCAGGGCAAUCCCCCAGUUCAGGAACAUGAUUAUGUGCACGUUGCCUGGUAGAUGGCCGAUUAGGGACUAUACUGACUACGGCUGCUACUGUGGAAAGGGCGGCUCUGGCACGCCUGUGGACGAGCUGGACAGGUGCUGCCAAGUGCACGACAACUGUUACGGUGAGGCCGAGCUACACGACGAUUGCUUGCCUAUCUUCGACAACCCUUACAUGGAGUGGUACACCUGGAGCUGUGACGAAGCGAGCAAGACGCUCACCUGUGCCAAGAACAACGACGCAUGUGAGAUGUUUAUCUGCGAGUGUGACAGGAAGGCCGCCGAGUGUUUCGCUACAUCGCCUUAUAACAAAGAUAACUAUAACCUGCCCGACUACCGAUGUCAGUCAAAUACCUCUGUAGUUAAUCAAACACAGGAUCCACUCCCACACACGACACACCCAUCACUGAACUCUCAAGAGCGGCAGGAGGUUGUUUCGUCCGCUCAUAGAAAUACUCACACUGACUUUGUACUGUCACAUAUUCUCAAGGUCAUGGUUUUCUUUUCUCCUUCUCUCUCUGCACUGCAUCUCUAUUGUUAGCUGUGGAUCUGUAUCCUGACCUGAAAAACCAGUAGAUCUGCAUCUCUCAUUAACUGAUGCUCGGUCAUUCACUGGUAUAAUCCUAACUCAAGUUUCCAAUAGAGGGCGCUCUCAUCUAGCUCUUUCUUCCCUUGCUUGCAGGAAGUAGUUUACAGACUGUAGACUUUAAUAUUGGCAAAUUAUCAAAUGAUACAAAUGCUUGCAGUACUCAAUAAAGAAGACAAAAA